UCCGCUGCGCAUAGUCGAAACGGAAGGAAAAUCGCUUUAAUUCCCUGUAAUCUGGUUUGCGUGUUGAACUCGAGUUUUCAGUUCGUUGUUAUCUGUUCAAUUUCACUUGGAUGUGCAAUUGCCGACGCUAAAAAUACAUACGUAACGCGUGCAAGAAAUAGAGUGUAUCGCCCGACGCUCAAUUAAAUUACAAAAAAUUAUUUAAACAUAUAGAAACGCCACGUUCUCGCGUUCUAACAAACUCUCCGCCAAUAAAAAACACACUCAAGCAGCACACAUUACAUAUACUCGACCACGCUGUAUAAUUACUUACUUGCCGCUGAUAUUUCCAACACGCCGCAUAGCAACAAUAACCAUAUCAAACAUUUCGAUGAUCUGAAGUCAUACAAGUUUUUGCAUCGAAAUAUAAGUGUGUGUUCGGUUCCCAUUCGCCGCCAAUCAAACCAAUCGCAUAGAGAGUGUAAUCCGGAAAAAGUUAUACACACCCAACCCUGCGCCUUUUCAAUGUAGCCCUUCAUGGAUAAUUAACACGAGAGCGUUGUGUGACUAUAUAGCAAAAUCGUGUUAAAAUCGUGUUCGCAGUGGCUGAAUUUAGCAGCGAUCCAACGAAUAGUGUCGUCUUGAAACUAAAACCCCCCUGCGAAUUUCUCUUAUUUGUCGGCGCGGAAUUUGCCUGAGUCACGAGCCAUUUCGAUUUUCCGUUCUUCAAAUGGGUUGACUUGUGAUAUUGCUGCUUCCUGGACCCGGGAAACAAAAGGGAUACAAAUUGAACCUCAAAAGACAUAGCCAAGCUCCAAUAAACGCAUCGCCAAACCACCGCAGUCAUUUAAAGUCAAUAGUUAGCACGAAUAUAACCACCUGGAAACCGUUGGAAUCUCUGCUUGAAAGCAGCGCACCACCCAUGAACCAAUUGGCCAAGGCGCUCAACAGCGUGGCCACCGAGAUCAGCACCUCCUGCUCCUCCAGAACCUUCACCAUCCAUCCACAGAACCACCUGCACACUGGCCACCUGAUUGCCCACCGUCUUGGACACUCCUACGCCGCUCGUGCCGAUCACAAUUAUCUGGGAUAAGUCCUGCAAUUGGAAUCUGACUGGUGGAACACUGAUUCUAGGAUCGUUUCUCGAGAGGAUUUUUCAUAUUUGCAUCGUAGCAGCUUCACGACGGCCGGCACAAUGUUAAAAGUCGUUGGUGCAUCGUGGCAAAAAACGCGGAUAGGGACCUACAUCCUGAUCGGUGCUGGUCUCUUGGUCAUCGGAGCCUUCUUCAUUGGAUAUAUGGAGAGGCCGGAGUACGAUGGCACCUACUGUGCCACCGCUCUGUGGACCAAGCAGGUGGGCUUCCAGAUUGAAAACUGGAAGCAGCAGAACGAUCUGGUCAACAUUCCCACUGGUGUUGGCAGGAUUUGCUACAAGGAUUCGGUUUAUGAGAAUGGAUGGGCCCAAAUCGAAGUAGAGACGCAAAGAACUUAUCCGGAUUGGGUGCAGGCCUAUGCCGCCGGAAUGCUGGAGGGCUCGCUGACCUGGAGGAACAUCUACUAUCAGUGGUCCAAUACCAUUUCCUCUUCUUGCGAGCGUGAUGAAAGCACCCAGAAAUUCUGCGGGUGGCUGAGGGAACUUUUGACCACCAACUACCAUCGCCUGAAGAGGCAGACUGAAAAGGCUGAGAAUGAUCACUACUGGCAUCAGCUGCAUCUGUUCAUCACCCAGCUGGAGGGCCUGGAAACUGGCUACAAGCGAGGAGCAUCCCGGGCACGAUCCGACUUGGAGGAGGAGAUACCAUUUUCCGAUUUUUUGGUGAUGAACGCCGCUGCCGAUAUUCAGGAUCUCAAGAUCUACUACGAGAACUAUGAGCUGCAGAAUAAUACGGAACAUACUGAGGAACCCGGAACGGAUCAGCCAAAGAACUUCUUCCUGCCGAGUGCCACCAUGCUGACGAAGAUCGUCCAGGAGGAGGAGUCGCCGCAGGUACUACAGUUGCUCUUCGGUCACAGCACGGCUGGAAGUUACUCCUCCAUGUUGAGAAUCCAGAAGCGGUACAAGUUUCACUAUCACUUCUCGCCGAAACUGCGGAGUAACACGGUGCCUGGUGUGGAUAUCACUUUCACCGGUUAUCCUGGCAUUCUCGGAUCCACCGAUGACUUCUACACCAUCAAAGGUCGUCAUCUGCAUGCAAUCGUAGGAGGAGUGGGCAUCAAGAACGAGAAUAUGCAGCUAUGGAAGACGGUGGAUCCCAAGAAGAUGGUGCCCUUGGUGGCUCGUGUAAUGGCCGCCAAUCGGAUAUCCCAGAAUCGUCAGACUUGGGCCAGUGCCAUGUCGUGGCAUCCAUUUACGGGAGCCAAGCAAUGGAUCACCGUUGAUCUGAACAAGAUGAAGGUGCAAGAUAAUCUGUACAAUGUCCUUGAAGGCGAUGACAAGCAUGACGAUGCUCCAGUGGUGGUGAACGAAAAGGAUAGGACAGCCAUCCAGCAGAGGCACGAUCAGCUAAGGGAUAUGGUUUGGAUUGCCGAGCAGCUGCCGGGCAUGAUGACCAAGAAGGAUGUUACUCAGGGAUUCCUGGUGCCCGGCAACACGUCCUGGAUGGCCAAUGGAAUGCCGUAUUUCAAAAGUGUCCUGGAACUGAGCGGCGUCAACUACAGCGAGGAUCAACAGCUGACGGCGGCCGAUGAGGAGGAGCUGACCAGUCUGGCGUCGGUGGAUAAGUAUCUGCGCACUCAUGGAUUCCGUGGCGAUCUGCUGGGCAGGCAGGAGUCGAUUGCCUAUGGAAACAUAGAUCUGAAAUUGUUCUCCUACAAUGCCCGACUGGGCAUCAGCGAUUUCCAUGCCUUUGCGGGUCCAGUCUUCCUGAGAUUCCAACAUACUCAGCCUAGGACUCUGGACGAUGAGGGCCAGGAUGGUGGUGUUCCACCCGCCGCCUCCAUGGGCGACGAACGUCUCAGUGUCAGCAUCGAGGAUGCGGAUAGUCUGGCGGAAAUGGAACUAAUCACGGAACGGCGAUCUGUGCGAAAUGAUAUGAGGGCCAUUGCCAUGCGAAAGAUCGGCAGCGGACCCUUCAAGUGGUCAGAGAUGAGUCCCGUGGAGGAGGGUGGUGGCCAUGAGGGGCAUCCUGAUGAGUGGAACUUUGACAAGGUCUCGCCCAAGUGGGCGUGGUAGGCGCUGAGGAGCAGGCUUCUUCUUUUAACCCGUAGAACCCAAUCGAAUUUGUACCCAAAACCCACCUCCAUCCAUUUUGAUAACUGGAAAGCAAUAAUUUUCCUAGAUUCGGUAAUUAGUAUCCUGUCUUGUCUCGUAUAAUUUGUGUGUUCCUAGUUGGUACAUAUCUUACGUCCAUAGUCUUCUAGUGUCUACUGUACUUAUGUAUGAAUGCGUGUCCAAUCGAUUGUUGUCUUCCAGCUGUACAGCUUUUUAUUUUCCGUAGGUCUUUUGUAAAUUAGCAACGAAA
This is a messenger RNA of Drosophila sechellia, 3440 nucleotides long. It is a transcript of the gene lama, whose product is annotated as phospholipase B domain containing lamina ancestor. Gene Ontology annotation, molecular function: glycerophospholipase activity. NCBI's taxonomy places the organism in Eukaryota, Metazoa, Arthropoda, Insecta, Diptera, Drosophilidae. Gene Ontology annotation, cellular component: extracellular region. The transcript is spliced from 5 exons. The record is from RefSeq and is a predicted model, not a curated record. Bases 1175 to 3151 code for a protein of 658 amino acids. Gene Ontology annotation, biological process: phospholipid catabolic process.